ACCUUUCUUGCUAUCUUAACCCCUAAUGUUGUUUUGUUUGGUGGCCGGCUAAAAAUGACAAGAAAUAAGAAAACAAUAGAAAAACAAUCAAAUAUAUGGCAAACAAAGUUACUAUUUAAUAAAUAUUAUAAAAAUAUUUUAUCAUAUGAUGAUGCAAUAACAGUUUAUUGGAUAUUAGCUAGUAUACGCAUUUUAUUAAAUAUAAUACCUCAAACUGGUUAUAUUCAUCCUGAUGAAUUUUUCCAAAGUAUAGAAAUUGUAUCAGGUGAUCAUUUUGACAUCGAUGUAUAUAAACCAUGGGAAUACAAUGUAUCUUUUCCUGUACGCAGUAUUGUAUUUCCUCAAAUUACUGUAGGAAUUUCGUACUUAAUUUUCAAAAUUCUAGCUCCUUUUAUUUUUUAUCUAUUUGGAAUAUCAUUAAGAACGCCAUAUUAUCUUUUACUAUUUCCUCGUCUUUUAAUGUGCAGCAUUUCAUUUAUAUCUGAUUAUUGUCUUUAUAAAAUUUGUCGUAUAUGGAAUCAGCCUUAUAAAGCACGUUUGAUAAUUCACGCAAGUUCCUAUAUUAUGAUGUGUUACAUGUCACGUACAUUUUCAAAUUCAAUUGAACUUACGCUUAUCUCUUUACUAUUAUUCUACGUGGCUCGUUGUAUGGAAUUUUCUAAAAGAGUAAUUAUUGAAGACGAUCAUUUGUCAGAAUAUUAUGAUGCAGCAAAAACAGGUGCUGAACGUACAAAAUAUUAUAAAUUACGUUCAUCAUUGCCAUUACAUUCAUUGAAUGAUUGUUUUAUAAUUGCAACAUUAACUGUUCUUGGUAUUUUCAAUCGGCCGACAUUUAUUGCAUUUGCAUUAUCACCAAUAUUUUUUUGGCUUAAUAGAGGACUUGGUUCAAAGAGUAUUGGUUUUUUAGAUUUUCACAUUAGAAUUUUUAUAUUCAUUAUUUAUGGAAUUCCAACUGUUUUAUUUUGUAUAUUUAUCGAUAGCUUUUAUUAUGGCUAUUGGACAAUUGGCGAAAUAUUAAAUAUUGAUAUUAGUAUGAAUAAUUUUGUAGUAACACCAGUUAAUUUCAUUAAAUAUAAUGCCAUUGUUAAAAAUCUCGAACAACAUGGAUUACAUUCAAGAUUUUUACAUGUUUUAAUAAAUAUACCAUUAUUGUUUAAUGUUCUUGGAAUUAUGGGACUUUUCUUGUUUGGAAAAAUGUUGUACAGAGCUCUAAAAGGUCGAUGGUUGGAGCUUCCUCGUGUUAAUAACAUCAAUGGCUUAAUGAUGUCAUCUUUUAUCGUUCCUGUUUUACUGUUGUCAAUUUUUCCCCAUCAAGAGCCACGAUUUAUAAUUCCAAUAUUAUUACCACUAGUGUUUCUAUGUACACCAUAUUUAAAAAAUAAUUUAGAUAAAGUGCCUUCCAGACAGAAUAAUUAUGGAAAACAGAAAGAGAUAAAAAAACAUAGAAAUGGUAUUGGAAAAUUGGAAUUAAUUUGGUAUAUAUUUAAUAUUAUAUUUACGAUAUUUUAUGGUUUUGUUCAUCAAGCCGGUGUUUUGCCAUUAACAUCACAUUUUGCAUUUGAAUUAAAAGUUAAACCACAAUUAACACAUAUUCAUGUAUUUACAACUUCAACAUAUCCAAUACCAACUGGAUUAUUACAUUUGAAAAAUACACAUAAAACAUAUAUAAGUGGUGAAAAAUAUAAAUAUAAAUUAAAACAAGAUUUUUAUCUUUAUGAAAUGGGUAAUAAAAAUAUUGAUUAUGUUUAUGAGAAAAUUUUCUCAAAACUUAAUGAAUGUAAAGAAAUUUUAAAAACUAAAAAUAUCCCCUGUAGAAUUUAUUAUGCUCUUCCAAAAAAUAUGUUAAAUGAAUUGGAAGAAUAUAAAAACAAAAAUAAUAGCUUUAAAUUAAAUUAUACUUUAGUUAAAACAUUUUAUCCUCAUAUAACAACGGAAAAAUUACCAUUAUUAUCAACAUAUUCAACAUGUACAAAUUUAGAACAAUUAAUUUCAUGUGUUAAGCAUUUAGUACAUAAUAAUGUGAAAAAUUUAUUUAUAUUUUUAUAUCAAUUUCAACUGUUACUGUUGAAAAUAGAAAACUGACUUCAAAUUCACAAAAAAAAUAUUUAAUUUCCUUAAAUCUGGAUUUUUUUUUUUAUGUUAAAAAAAGGCAGUUACUUUUUUUUUAUAAUUUAUUAAUUAUACAAAUAAUUACAAAUAAUUUAUUGUAGAUUAGAUUACGUUUCUUAGUCAGAUUAGUUUCAAACUAUAAUCAUAAACAAGACUGUUUCUUUUUAUAGUUGACAAAACAGUUUUUUGCAAAAACAAAAGAAACGUGAAUAUUUUUUAAAAUAAUUUUUUUUUGUUUCAAAAACAAAACGGUACAAUAUAAAUCAAUUUUACCUUAAAAUGUACUGAUUCUUUUUUUUUUAGUACAUUUUUCAGGUAUAGAUCGAUAAAAUAGAAAUAAAUCGCAACCGAUUCUACAUAAUAUAAAUUUAAUACGCAAUAAGUUAAUAUUUCAAUUAUCGUUUUAUGCAUGACUAGGACAGUCCUUUAUCUCGAUGUAUACAUCUUUUUUUUUUUUUUUUACCCUUAAUAUGUUACGAUAUGAAAUAUUUAUGAAAAUUCAAUCAAAAAUAGCACCAUUUA
Leptopilina boulardi is the source of this 2631-nucleotide messenger RNA. RefSeq names its product GPI mannosyltransferase 4 (gene PIG-Z). Gene Ontology annotation, cellular component: endoplasmic reticulum membrane. Gene Ontology annotation, molecular function: alpha-1,2-mannosyltransferase activity. Gene Ontology annotation, biological process: GPI anchor biosynthetic process. Bases 55 to 2082 code for a protein of 675 amino acids. The record is from RefSeq and is a predicted model, not a curated record. Lineage: Eukaryota; Metazoa; Arthropoda; Insecta; Hymenoptera; Figitidae. The transcript has 4 exons.